Molecule: messenger RNA, 1194 nt
Organism: Benincasa hispida (wax gourd)
Lineage: Eukaryota; Viridiplantae; Streptophyta; Magnoliopsida; Cucurbitales; Cucurbitaceae
Gene: VAMP726
Product: vesicle-associated membrane protein 726
Biological process (GO): vesicle-mediated transport
Cellular component (GO): membrane
Source: RefSeq, a predicted model, not a curated record
UCAACCGACGUUCGUAAUGCUCCCUUACAGUUCCUAACUAUAUUUAAAGGUAAAGGUGGAAAAACCUCCUCUUUCUCCUCCAAUACUUCGAACCCCAAUUUUUCCGUCUCGCACUAUAUACGCGCGCACUCAAACAAAAUUUUGGAAACACCAAUUCUUGGGUUUUUUCGGAAAUGGGGCAACAGACGUUGAUCUACAGCUUUGUGGCUCGAGGAACGGUGAUCCUCGCCGAGUAUACGGAGUUCACCGGUAAUUUCACUAGCAUCGCCACUCAAUGCCUCCAGAAGCUUCCCGCUUCGAACAACAAGUUUACGUACAAUUGCGAUGGCCACACCUUCAAUUAUCUCGUCGAGAACGGAUUCACUUAUUGUGUAGUUGCUAUUGAAGCUGCUGGUAGACAAAUUCCUAUUGCCUUUCUUGAGCGAGUCAAGGAAGAUUUCAACAAGAGAUAUGGUGGUGGGAAAGCUGCAACUGCUGUUGCCCACAGUCUGAACAAAGUGUUUGGAUCGAAAUUAAAGGAGCAUAUGCAAUAUUGUGUGGAUCAUCCUGAGGAGAUCAGCAAGCUUGCUAAAGUUAAGGCACAAGUUUCUGAAGUCAAGGGUGUUAUGAUGGAAAACAUUGAGAAGGUUCUCGAUCGUGGUGAGAAAAUUGAGUUGUUAGUGGAUAAAACUGAGAAUCUCCGCUCACAGGCUCAGGAUUUCAGGACACAGGGCACUAAAAUGAGGAGGAAGAUGUGGUUUCAGAACAUGAAGAUAAAAUUGAUCGUUUUUGGUAUCAUCGUUGCCUUGAUUCUCAUCAUUAUUUUGUCCAUCUGUCACGGCUUUCAGUGCUAAGUUCCAUCUCGAUUUCCCUCGACACUGUAAACUCUGCCUUUGCUGCAUUGGAUGAUCUUGGUAGAUAGAUUCACAUACCCAACUUGCAGAUCUUUGAUUUUGGCGUCUUCCAUUCGUUCUAGGCUGUACUCAAUUCCCAUCCCCCUUCUGCUAGGAUAGCCUUCUAAGAUGGGGGAGGGAGGGUCUGUAUUUUGGUUUGAUGUAUAGAUAUAUAUAUGCAAAUGCCUUCAAUCUUCAGGUAGACCUCUAGCGAUCCAUGUUGUGGAUCCUCUGAGAUGUAUUAGAGAUACAAACUUGGAAUUUCCUUUUAAUGUUCUUUCUUUGGUAAGUUUUUAUAUAACUGGUUUUUCUGGUUUUUUCA